This is a messenger RNA of Phyllotreta striolata, 1056 nucleotides long. NCBI's taxonomy places the organism in Eukaryota, Metazoa, Arthropoda, Insecta, Coleoptera, Chrysomelidae. The record is from the annotation of a GenBank genome assembly.
AUGUUGGUGACCCUCAAGCAUUUUCAAAACCAUUCCAAGGGGGCUACGCUGGAGCAGAUUGCCGAGCACAUGGAGCACAUUUACUGUUUAUCAGGCGACAUCAAAAGUCAGUUAGCGCAUGGAUUAUCUACUGCCAUACACUCUCGUUUGGCUUACAAAAGAAAUACACUAUAUUCGUUGAUUUGUCCGGCUGCCAAUAUUCAUCUCGUACCGUUUCAGUGCCUCAAAGCAAAACUGAAAGAAAUCGAUGAAUCUUUCAGCGCCCUGAAACCACUAAGUAGCAAGUCCGACUGUAAAUGCCAAUGUUUCAAGAAAAAGGAGCAAGCGAAAGGAAGAAAAACUGGCAAGGAGUAGUGGUGCAGAUUUCCGCGGGGAAAAUGUACAUGUUCGCAAGGUGUCGGUUACGCGCGGUUGCACGAAACCGUAGAAGAAUCUUGGAGAGAAAUACACGAAGAAGAAGGGCCUUCUGCAAGACCCGAAGAGCUGGAGUUUUUCAACGAUAACGAGAGCUUCCAAUCCGUAGUUGUAGAGCGAGAUUUGUGCGCCAGUGAUCUCUGCCAAUUAUUAGCUAUUAAAAAUCGCACAGCCAAAAGCGUUCAUUGGAGUAUCAUUGAGCAUUGGUGCGACUUAGGAAUUGAAAGACUGCUAGAAGACCACGAAUAUGUCUUAGCCGCUUACAAGGAUAUGAGAAAUUUUUCGUAUCACGCCUCCUUCAAGUUUAGAUUUAGAAAAGAUUUUAGAAAAUACGAGUUCUUCCAUCAUCCCCAGCAAUUUUUUCCAUACGGGAUGUUGAACAUAGAGACUGAGACUGAUAAAGACGUAAACAAAAGUCCGCCUAAUCUUAACCAUUUACAGGUAGAGUAUAUGGUAAUUCAGGAGGGUAUGUGCCCUGUGAUAUUUUCUCACGUUUGGAUUCGCGACGAUCGCAAGAAAGUUUGGAUCAAAACCUUCAUGCUCUUGAGGGAUCAGAAAUUGUUCAUAUCCCAGAAAAUUCAAACGCUGGCCAAAUUCAUGCGGAAACCCAAGGAACAAGCCUUAGAAUUGGUAAGUGUUUAA